AUGCUUAAUAGUACACUCUUUGAAAUGCAAUUGGUCAAUGUUGAUGGACAUUAUGUUCAUAAGGAUGAUACUCCCCAUCCAGUUGUUAAUGAAGAUGUUGAGAUGGUUGUUGUUGAUACUGAACCCUUUCUUGUCAAAGGAAGCUCAUCUGGUGCCCAUAAUGAAGCCCACUCCUCCCUUGGAUAUCUUUUUCUAAACAUUAACCAAAUGAUGGAGAACUUCUUCACCAUCUCUGAAAAUAGGCAUCAUGAGAUUGUGAAUCUCAAUUCGGAUGUGGACUCUCGUGUGACAUCUCUUGAACACAAAUUUGACGUGGAAUUUGGCUACGAUUCUCUUAGCGAUGAAUUUUAG
Sphenostylis stenocarpa is the source of this 351-nucleotide messenger RNA. Lineage: Eukaryota; Viridiplantae; Streptophyta; Magnoliopsida; Fabales; Fabaceae. The record is from the annotation of a GenBank genome assembly.